Nyctereutes procyonoides (raccoon dog) is the source of this 5422-nucleotide messenger RNA. It is a transcript of the gene POLH, whose product is annotated as DNA polymerase eta. NCBI's taxonomy places the organism in Eukaryota, Metazoa, Chordata, Mammalia, Carnivora, Canidae. The record is from RefSeq and is a predicted model, not a curated record. The transcript is spliced from 11 exons. Gene Ontology annotation, biological process: error-prone translesion synthesis; response to radiation. Gene Ontology annotation, cellular component: replication fork; site of double-strand break; nucleus. Gene Ontology annotation, molecular function: DNA-directed DNA polymerase activity; damaged DNA binding. Bases 290 to 2419 code for a protein of 709 amino acids.
UCUGCGGCGCGCGCGCUGCCUAAUCUCAGUUCCGAGGGCCGGCUGUUGAGCGCGCAAGCCCUGGCUUGUCCGGCGGGGCAGUGCGGGCGGCUUCCCCAGCCAGGGUCGUCUGUGACCCGUGGUCCGUUUCUCCGUCAUCACGGGGAAUAAAUUUCUGGAAACCGACUGGUGCUCUCCCGGAGACGGGGCAGAUAUUCAAGACGCCUUCGUCUUCCUUGAGUGGACAGCGAGCCCGGCAUCUCUGGCGUCCGUGCCUGGCAGUUUUUCCAGGUGACUGCCCCAUUGAAAAAUGGCUACUGGACAGGACCGGGUAGUUGCUCUAGUGGACAUGGACUGUUUUUUUGUUCAAGUGGAACAGCGGCAAAAUCCUCAUUUGAGGAAUAAACCUUGUGCGGUUGUACAGUACAAAUCAUGGAAAGGUGGUGGAAUAGUUGCAGUGAGUUAUGAAGCUCGUGCAUUUGGGGUCACUAGAAGCAUGUGGGCAGAUGAUGCUAAGAAGUUAUGUCCAGAUCUUCUACUGGCACAAGUUCGUGAGUCCCGUGGGAAAGCUAACCUCACCAAGUACCGGGAAGCCAGUGUGGAAGUGAUGGGGAUAAUGUCUCGUUUUGCUGUAAUUGAACGUGCCAGCAUUGAUGAGGCUUAUAUAGACCUGACCAGUGCUGUCCAAGAGAGACUACAAAACCUGCAGGGUCAACCUAUCUCUGCUGACUUAUUGCCAACCACCUACAUUGAAGGGUUGCCUCAAGGCCCUACAACAGCAGAAGGAACUGAUCAGAAAGAGGAGAUCCGAAAACAAGGCUUAUUUCAAUGGCUUGAUUCUCUUCAGAUUGAUAACAACACCUCUCCAGACCUGCAGCUCACUGUUGGAGCAGUGAUUGUGGAGGAAGUGAGAGCAGCCAUAGAGAGGGAGACAGGCUUUCAGUGUUCAGCUGGAAUUUCACACAAUAAGGUCCUGGCAAAACUGGCCUGUGGACUGAACAAGCCCAACCGCCAAACCCUGGUCUCACAUGGGUCAGUCCCACAGCUCUUCAGCCAGAUGCCUAUUAGCAAAAUCCGUAGUCUUGGAGGAAAGCUAGGUGCUUCUGUCAUUGAAAUCCUGGGGGUGGAAUACAUGGGUGAACUGACUCAGUUCACUGAAUCUCAGCUCCAGAGUCAUUUUGGGGAGAAGAAUGGAUCUUGGCUAUAUGCCAUGUGCCGUGGGAUUGAACAUGAUCCAGUUAAACCCAGGCAACUACCUAAAACCAUUGGCUGCAGUAAGAACUUCCCAGGAAAGACAGCUCUGACUACUCGGGAACAGGUACAAUGGUGGCUUUUGCAAUUAGCCCAGGAACUAGAGGAGAGACUAACCAAGGACCAAAAUGAUAAUGACAGGGUGGCCACCCAGUUGGCUGUGAGCAUUCGUGUACAAGGAGACAAACGUCUCAGCAGCCUGCGUCGCUGCUGUGCCCUUACCCGCUAUGAUGCUCACAAAAUGAGCCAUGAUGCAUUUGCUGUCAUCAAGAACUGUAACACUUCAGGAAUCAAAACUGACUGGUCCCCUCCCCUCACAAUGCUUUUCCUCUGUGCUACCAAAUUCUCCGCUCCUGCCCCUUCAUCUUGCACAGACAUCACCACCUUCUUGAGCAGUGACCCAAGUUCUGUGACAAAGAUGCCAGUUUCCGGUUCAGAAGCUAAGACCCAGGGAUGUGACCUAGCAGUGACAGCCACUAAGAAAGCAACUACUUCUCUGGAAUCAUUCUUCCAAAAAGCUGCAAAAAAGCAGAAAGUCAAAGAAGCUUCACUGUCAUCUCUUACUGCCACUGCCCAGGUGCCCAUGAGCAAUUCACCAUCCAAGCCCUCCUUACCUUUCCAAACCAGUCGUACUACAGGAAUUGAGCCCUUCUUUAAGCAGAAGAGUCUACUUCUAAAGCAGAAACAGCUUAAUAAUCCUUCGAUUUUCUUCCCUCCACAAAAUUCACAGUCUAGUCCUGAAGAGUUAACAAACGGUUUUCCAACACAGUAUCCAAAUUACACCCCUGUCUGUCAAGCAGUACCAAAGCUAGGAACCUCUAAAACAACUCCUACAGAGCUGGAUUUGACCCAGAACAGCCCAAGCAGGCUUGCUUCUUCCAGUUCUGCUCUGGAGGUGGCUCAGAAGUCAACUACAACUCCAAGUCCUAUGGCAGCUGAGGACCAAGUGCCCUGUGAGAAGUGUGGCUCUCUGGUACCUGUAUGGGAGAUGCCAGAACAUACGGACUAUCAUUUUGCAUUGGAGUUACAGAAAUCCUUUUUGCAGCCCCACUCCUCAAAUAUGCAGGUUGUUCCUGCCAGUUAUCAAAGCAAAAGAAAUCCCAAAAGCCCUUCAGCUUCCAAUAGUAAGCGAACUAGGCCUGAGGGCAUGCAGACAUUGGAAUCAUUUUUUAAACCAUUAACACACUAGUGGUGGCCUCAGGCUUACUGCAGGGUUUUAAUAUUUUACCUGGAAACAAGGAGAUGGAAAUAUGUUCACUUCUCAAGGAAAUCUAUAACUUUAUGAAAUUUUUAGUAAGAUAAAUAAUCCAGUUAGGUGCUGAGUUAAAACUCCCAUCUCUUCACAUGCAUGGAUUCUAAUUCCAUUGCUGAUAGAGAUGUAAAAACUAAUUUAUCAUUGCAGAGAUACAAAUGCUUUGAGUUUUUAAUCAUUAGAGUUUAGGGAGGCAGUGUCAGAGUACAAAUAUGUGGGCCUUGAAGCCUAGGAGAGGCACUUUCCACACUUUUCCUCAUCUGUAAAACUGAUAUGCGUUACAGAUUAUGGGAGAUUAAGGACAAUGUAUUUAAAGUACAGAGCUUAAAGAUGGCAGAAAAAGGAACUGGAUGAGAAAAAAACAAUUUAAAAAAACCUUUUCCCCAAGCUCUGUGACAGGGGCAGUUCAGAUAAUGCUUUGACCAAAAUGUGAUGUUUGAGAUCAGGUGAAGACCUGAAACCCUCAAGUGAUAACAUGUUAAGGGCAGGCCUCUGUUCACAGAAGCUGCUCAAUAAAUACUGAAUUUGGGACGCCGGGGUGGCUCAGUGGUUGAGCAUCUGCCUUUUGCUCAGGGUGUGAUCCCUGAGGCCUCGGACUGAGUCCCACAUCAGGCUCCUUGCAUGGAGCCUGCUUCUCCUCCCUCUGCCUGUGUCUCUGCCUCCCUCUCUGUGUCUCUCAUGAAUACAUACAUACAUACAUACUGAAUUUCAUACAACUAAACCCUAUUUAUGGCCACAAUUUUAGCCACUGGCCCUUCUACCUCCUGCAUUUGAUCUAAUGUAGAAUAAGAUUGUUAAUGGGCCAGUUCAGAAACUCUGUUUAGACUGGGUAAGUCACGAUCAGAACUAGAUCAUCUCUAGAAUCUUGCUAGGCUGAGUGUGAUUUUGAGAAACAGCAUCAGUGUCAUCAAGGAACUAUUUAGAAACUGUCUCAGCCUCACCCCUAUGGAAUCAGAAUCUGUAUAUUAACAAGAUUCUCCAGGGUGUUUGAGUAAUACCAAUCUAGAAGAUGCCAUGGCCAGUCAUGGGUUUGCAGAAGGCAAUGACAUUUCUUUAAACCCUGAAGUACAAAUUUAAGAGGUACUACUUGGCCUUCAGGGCCACUGGCAUGUUCAUCUGUUCCCUUUUGAUGUUUGAAUAUUGAGCAUAAGGUUUAUUGUAGCUUUCUGCACUUGUCCACGUAUAUAGUACUGUAUUCUUAAUCUUUGUUCUUAUAUGUGGAAAGUCAGCUUUUUUGGUAUGGGAAACCUUGCAUUACACAGAACCCAACUGAAAAUGAACUGAACUAGGUGGUGGUGGGGGAAGUGGGUCAGAAGUAUGGGGUAUAUAUCCCUCCAUCUCAUAUAUAACACACAAACCAACUGCUUUUCAAACGUAUUUAUAAAUUGCAGGUCUAUAUUUAGUUUGAAGAAGGUGGUAGCAUUUGAAAAAUACUGAGUGUCCCAGAAAAUUAUUUCUUCCUUCAAAAAUAUUUUCCUCUUGUGGCAGUUGAAUAAUGUGUACAUGGCCCUUUCCCUACCAUAUCUGUAGUUUCUUGAAGUCAAGAAUUCUUCACAGUGCCUUGCACAUAGUAGGUACUUGAUACUCACUGGAUGAAACAUGUAGUAAUUUUAGAUUACUAGAACUGGAACAGUAAAAUUGUACAUGCUACUGGGGGGGGCGCUGCCUUAAACAUCUUUUUAUCCUAAAUGUUCCAUUAAUAAGGUAUAGUUCACUGGUUCCUGAAGAUUUCUCAUUAAGUGCUGAUCAUUUUCUAAAGUCUCCUUUCUUAAUCUAGUGAAAAAUUUAAAAAAAAAAAAAGCCUAAAAUGAAGCAAUACUCUCAGGUCCUAUACAGAUUAAGUGGAACAAAUUUUGAACAUGUUGGUUGGUUGGAAAGAGUCAUACAGAAAAGCAAAGUGGUAAAAACUUUGGUUUUGUCGGUAUAGAGGCCAAGACGGGUGGGGAUAGUGGGUAACUAGUAACAAUAACAGCAGCACACCUGUUUUCUUGGAAAUGCCAACCCUGCCCCACGUACUGGGAAUAAGCCCGUGGAAGGGACAGCACACAGACAUGUAAAGGUCAGUGUUGGGUGAAAACUAUAGCACCUUUUUGUUGAAUACAACCUUUUCUCAGCUGUUUAUCAACAGUUGCACAUAGGAAGUAAAUGGCUUAGUCCCCAACACAGGAGGAAGUUGUUCAAACACAGGCUUCUUACAGUAGCAAGUUAAGCCACUGAUAUUUUUAAAAGCAGCAGAGCUUGAAUAGUUAGGAAAGCUAUUAAUUUAAUACUGUGGGGGGCAGCCCCAGUGGUGCAGCGGUUUGGCGCCGCCUACGGCCCUGGGUGUGAUCCUGGAGACGGGAUCGAGUCCAGGUCGGGCUCCCUUGGAUGAAGCCUGCUUCUCCCUCUACCUGUGUCUCUCUGCCUCUCUCUCUCUCUCUCUGUGUGUGUGCCUCUCAUGAAUAAAUAAAAUCUUUAAAAAAAAAUUUAAUACUGUGGGGACAGAGGUACCUGGGGGGCUGUCGGUUGAGCAUCCAACUCUUGAUUUCAGUUCAGGUCAUGAUCUUGGGGUCUUGAAAUUGAGCCCUGUGUCACACACCAAUUGGAAGAUUGAUUCUCUCUCUCUCUGUCUGCCCCCCUCCCCCACUGCUGCUUGCAGGCUCACACACUCUUUAAAAAAACAAACAAACAAAAAACCAGCAAAAUUCUCCCACAGAAUGCCUCAUGGGACUCGGACCACAUUUAUCAUUAAAUUUGUUUUGCAAGGACGCCUGUGUGGCUCAGCGGUUAAGCGUCUGCCUUCAGCUCAGGUUGUGAUCCCAGGGGCCCUGGAUUGAGUCCUGCAUCGGGCUCCCUGCAUGCGGCCUGCUUCUUCCUCUGCCUAUGUCUCUGUAUCUCUCUCUGUGUCAUGAAUAUUUUUUAAAAAAAUUCUUUUGCAUGAAUAAAAUAUUUAAAAAAUCA